This is a messenger RNA of Aspergillus nidulans FGSC A4, 1317 nucleotides long. RefSeq lists its product as uncharacterized. The coding region runs from base 1 to 1317 and encodes 438 amino acids. The record is from RefSeq and is a predicted model, not a curated record. NCBI's taxonomy places the organism in Eukaryota, Fungi, Ascomycota, Eurotiomycetes, Eurotiales, Aspergillaceae. Gene Ontology annotation, biological process: DNA replication. Gene Ontology annotation, cellular component: delta DNA polymerase complex; nucleus; nuclear lumen. The transcript has 8 exons.
AUGGCUAUCGCUGAUCAUAAGAAGUUUUUGGCGGAAGCUGUCUUUCAUGAACGUCGUACGGUUACAUAUCGCUCGCUGGGCCGAGCAUUGAGAGUACACAGCACCCUCGCGAAGCAAAUGCUCUAUGAGUUUCACCUCAAUGAAAACUCCAAGAAACCGUCCAGCGUGCACGCCACCUAUGUCCUCACGGGGGUGCCCAAGCCCGUCGAACCCGUGAGGAACGGAGCCACUGCCAAUGGCAACGGUGACAACGAAGAUGAUAUAAUGCCGAGCAGUCCUUAUAUCAGCAGCUCGCUGCCCAACCCGGAAACUGAAUCGGACCAAGUUCCUGUAUCUGCCGUACUGCUGGCGCGGGAGGAAGAUCUAGAAGGCAACCUGCAACCUACCAUACUGCAGGAUCUCAAUGUGCUCACUGAUGUCAGUCGUGAGAUGCUGGUUAACCAUGCGCACGAGGAUCCACUGGAGUACGGAAAGCAGUGGGGGAUGGUUCAAAAUACGAAUGUCAUGAGGAGAACAGGUGUACGACCACCACCUCCCCCUUCGAGUACGGUGCCAGCAAAAAGACCUGCCCAAUCUGAACCCUUACAACCGGGAAAAGCUGAAAUCAAGAACGAGGAACCACCCAAGCCUCUGCAACGCCAGAAUUCUGCUUCGUCAGCGAAGACGAACGAAAAGAUCCCUCCGGCAAAAAAAGAAAAAGGCAGCUUAUUCAGUUCUUUCGCUAAAGCGAAACCGAAGCUCAAGAAAGAAGAUCCUGCCACAUCAGCUGCCUCUGCUGCUGAGUCGACUGCAACUAGCGGUGCCGAAGAUGUCGUCGACGAUGCUUCUGAAGAUGAGCAAGAAGAUCUCUUCCCAGAAUCGAGGAAGGAAGGCCCGAGUGAGACCCGCGAAAGCAGAAAGGAACGAGAUGAGAGGCUUAGAAAGAUGAUGGAAGAUGACGGUGGGUUGGUCUCGAACAUUGUGCAUCAUCGAAUACUAAUGAGCGCAGAUGAAGAUGAAGAGAUGAUCGAUGCUACAGAGCCGCCAACAGAAUCCGAAACCAUAGACAAGCCGCCCCCCAAGCAAGAGGACCUCAAGGUUGAAGCCACGGUCAAAGGCGGUCGUCGCAGAGGACGGCGGCAAGUCAUGAAGAAAGUAGUUAAGAAGGAUAGCGAAGGCUACCUCGUAACUGUCGAGGAACCGAGCUGGGAGUCAUUCUCGGAGGAUGAGCCUACACCACCACCGCCCAAGAAAAAGCCAGGAGUGAGUGCUCCGAAGGCAAAACCUGGGACCAAAGCAGGGCAGGGGAACAUCAUGUCGUUCUUUGGAAAGAAGUGA